Spirodela intermedia is the source of this 210-nucleotide messenger RNA. NCBI's taxonomy places the organism in Eukaryota, Viridiplantae, Streptophyta, Magnoliopsida, Alismatales, Araceae. The record is from the annotation of a GenBank genome assembly.
AUGCUUCUUCGCUAUGUCUUUCGCGGCCUUCCACCUCUCCCGCGCCUGCGCAGUUUCCCUUGCGCUUCUCGCCGCAGCCUCCCGGGACUUGGCUUGCUGCCUCUCGCGGCUCGUAAGAAUUUGAUCGGAGAAGUUGUAGAUGAUCAGCAGCAGCAAACCCAGGGCGAUCUACCGGACGCAGAGAAGAGCGCCAAGUUCCAUGCAUCGUAG